Molecule: messenger RNA, 2399 nt
Organism: Phyllotreta striolata
Lineage: Eukaryota; Metazoa; Arthropoda; Insecta; Coleoptera; Chrysomelidae
Source: the annotation of a GenBank genome assembly
UUCUUCACCUCACCUGUCAGUUUAUUUUACGAACAAAACAAUUAGUGAGUAAUGUGUGUUUACACCCAUAAAAUAUUGUUUAAUCUAAUAUAAUUCACAAUGGGCAGUACAAAAUUUAUAUUAUCUACUCUAGUUGCUCUUUUAGUGAUAAGGGAAAGUUCGUGCUUUAAUUGUUCGAUUCCUCAUAUCCUGAGAGGAGCAUGGUUUUCAUGGGAACAAGGAAGAAAUACUCUAACUACAUUGGACGCAACGACCAUGACUAACAGAGGAACUUGCAUUGAUAUCCAGAACGAACACCACGUUAAUUUCACUAUAGUUUUCCAAAAAGAGACGUGUUUUAGAUGCGUUAAGCUACUUGUCAGGACAGUCAACGUUCUCGAAAAAAUCGAAACCGCUUGCAUAAACGUCCCUCCGGAAUACGCUUCCGUAGAAACGGUUUGCAGAGGCCUCGAUCCCUACCAGCAACUGGCCACGCUAUUUUCCGAAAACUACAUUCCGAUCAACUGCAGAUCGUCGCUCGAGGGCGUCUGGAACUUCGCCUAUCAGAACCGUUUCAAAUUCACCGGAGAAUGCAACAAUCCCGACGCGCAGAUUCGAUCCUGCCAAACGGCCGGGUCCCAGUUCUUAAUAACCAAUCAGAAAUUUAAUAUUACUUACAAAAAGUGCGAAGGAAUGACCGGGACGUUCGACGGAGUCGUCGAGUACAGCUGCCUGGGCGAUUGGUUCGUUGGAAAAAACCACUACUUCGCCGUGGCCAACACGAAGGAAUCCAGAAAAGACGAGAAAUACAGAUGUUUCCUGAAGAACAGAGACGACGAUUUGUACAUCGGUGUGUCCAUUACGGCGGAAUGUAACACUCUAAAAACCGUAGAAAAGAGUCCGGAAAGGUUGCACAUUACUCCUGUGAAAUCCGAGAUCGUACAGCCGGGUUGUCGGUUACCGCAAAACUUUACCGGCGAAUGGAUUAACACGGCUAAUAUAGACGCUGAUAUAUUCAUCAAUGAAACGCACAUCAUCGAGACCUGGUACCCAGAUGAAGGUAGAUACAGAAGAACGAUUUACGUGUGUAGAGAACAAAGAGAUAGCCGAGUAAUGAUGGCUAGAUUGACGGUAGACGGAUGUCAAAAGGAUUUCACUUGCUUCGAUUUCGUACCGCAACAUCACAACAUUAUUCGUUACAGACGAGGCAUUGCUGUGAUUAAAGACGAUUUCAGUACGGUGUGUUCUUGGGUGCAGUUCAAGAACAACAACAAGUGGAAGUACGAUUUGUAUUUGAAGAAGAAUCCCAUUGCGAUUAAGUGUCCGGUAGCGGGGAAGUUUAAUUUUACGCAGAAAGGAGACGUGCCAUUCGUAACUAGGAUCCUCGGUGGAGUAACUUUGAGCCCUCGCCCGAACAUCUAUUGCAAACAAAACAUCUCUGAUUUCUCUGUGUGCGAUAGCGAGCAAAAGGAAAUUUCAAUCGAUGAAAACUAUUGCCUUUCCGUGGACCAUUUGGGUAGACCUACGGAUAUAUACAGCGAUCCUGAUUACAUAAUGAAGUGCAUCGGUUUUUGGAAGGAGAAUCUCAAAUCCUAUUUGAUAACAUACGAUGAGCUGGACCCGUUGUCGAAAUAUCGCUGCUGGGUGUACCAAAGGGCCGAUUUGAACCGAGUUUUGAUGUCUCAAGCUAUCGGACCGUUCUGUGAUCUGAACCAGAACGUUUACUCGUGGAAUUACACCGAAGGAGCUUCGGUUGCUAUAGAAAUGCAGGAAUAUGAAAGAGAACGUGAUCAGUGUCCGAUGUACUUCGAUGACGGUUCGAAUCCUUGGUUGGACACCGAUACAGAAAGACAGAUAUUCGAUUUCUUCGAUUAUUUCCGCUCCGAUGCGAGUCUAAUCAAAUCGUCCUGCUUCGGUUUGAUUAUCACAUUCGUUUAUUUGCUUGUGUGAACUGUUUGAAAAAUGCACUAUGAACACACAAAUGAACAAAAUUGUACAUUUGAAUGUGUACAUUUCAAAUUAACUCUCCGAUUAGAACUGAUUUAAAUGUAGUAGAAGUUGAAGUGCCUCAUAGAACAUAAGUGUAUUUUUGAAUAUUUAAAAAAUUUGUAAUUUUUUUACAAUGAAAGUAAUUUUUCUACAUAGUAUUUUGAUACUAUUACGCAUUUUAUUAGAUUAAGACGCUAUUUGAAUUUUUUAUUAUGAAUUUGUUGAACAAAUUGUUGUGUUUAAUUAUGGCAGUUAUUUUUUGUUUAAACUAUCGCAAAUGUGUUGGUGUUAAUAAUUUUUUUAACUAAUUAUAAUUUUUAUUAACUAAAUAAUCAUGACAUUUUUAUAGAUCUGAAACUUAUGUAAUUAGUACCGUCCAUUUUUUUAUACAAUUUUUAUCUUUUGUAAUUUGUUUUGUGAACUAAGUCUAU